AUGUCAGACUUGGCAACGGCGCGGGCGUACUCGACUGACUCGGCGGGGAUGCACCUUUCGCACAUGCUCCCUCUCAAGCUCCGCGCCAUUGCCGAGGCAGGUUUCACGCAGACUGAGCUUGGCUUGCCGGAUAUCCAGGCGUACGCCGAGCAACUAUUUCCGGGGUACCAGAAUUCGGAUAAUAGAGGAAGGCGCGAUAUCGAGAAGUUAUGCGAGGCUGCGACGAAGAUCGGCGCGCAGUGUGAGAAACUUUGUUCGUUCUUGGUUCGCCAGGUUCGAGAGGUAUGA
Sparassis crispa is the source of this 288-nucleotide messenger RNA. RefSeq lists its product as hypothetical. Bases 1 to 288 code for a protein of 95 amino acids. NCBI's taxonomy places the organism in Eukaryota, Fungi, Basidiomycota, Agaricomycetes, Polyporales, Sparassidaceae. The transcript has a single exon. The record is from RefSeq and is a predicted model, not a curated record.